Molecule: messenger RNA, 2336 nt
Organism: Cololabis saira (Pacific saury)
Lineage: Eukaryota; Metazoa; Chordata; Actinopteri; Beloniformes; Belonidae
Product: coiled-coil domain-containing protein 136-like
Exons: 9
Coding region: 217-1482 (421 amino acids)
Biological process (GO): acrosome assembly; single fertilization
Cellular component (GO): acrosomal membrane
Source: RefSeq, a predicted model, not a curated record
CACACACUCACACUCACGUGAUGCGUCAGAGGAUUUCACACGCCAGAGCAGGCGAAGGUCACGCAGACACAAAUAAAGCUCCGGCGGCUGAUCGCAGCUCAUAGGAGGAGUGUUGCUGCGGCGCCAGAGAUGAAGGAGCAGCAUCCGUCCAGACCGUGAGGAGGUUCCCCAGGCUCGGUCCACCUCAUCACCCCCCCUCCUGCAUCCUCCGGCGUCAUGGACGGAUUCCGGCUGCCGCCCGUUAUCGAGGAGGUGCUCGAUCAAUCCGACGAGCUGAAGGAGGACAAACCCAUCGUGCCAGCAGAGACCCUGACGUCCAAAGAGAGGGAGUCCCUGGACGGAGAGAAGGGUCUGCGGGAGGAAGAGAAGGAGUGGGAGGAGGAGAAGGGCAGCGACCGAGGAGGAGGAGGAGGACUGGAUGAUGAAGAAGAGGAGCUGGAGGAGCUGAGAGCUCAAGUGCUGCAGCUGCUGCAGGAGCUGGACGAGACCAGGGACGUCUCGCAGAGACACGAGGACAGCUUCCUGGAGAUGCAGGGUCAGCUGGAGGAGGAGCGGCUGGCCAGCGCCCUGCAGGCCGAGAACUUCACCCGGCAGAUCCAGAGGCUGCAAGCUCAGCUGCGGUCGGUCCAGGAGGAGAUGAACAGCCUGGAGGAGGAGAAGGAGAGCGAGCUGGAGGAGGUCCAGCAGGAGCUGCGCUCGGCCCAGGAGGAGGUUCUCAUCCUGCAGCAGGCGGCCGACGAGGUGGCGGCGGAGAGGGAGAACGACAUCGCCUCCCUGCAGGAGGAGCUGUGCCGCCUGAGGGCGGAGCUGCAGCGGCUGCAGGCCACGGCGGCCGAGUACGAGCUGGAGAUCACCACGCUGAGGGCCGAGAUGUGCAUGAGGAGCCGUGGCGCCACCACGCACGGUAACCAUGGUGACGCGGACCGGCUGCAGGAUGCCGUCGUCUCUCUGACCGACGAACGCCGGACUCUGAGCAGCAACAACGAGCAGCUGAGCGGCCGGGUGGAGCAGCUGCAGCAACGGCAGGACCCAUCUCACAGGUGCGACGAGGCGUACCUGGCGGUCCAGGAGCCGGACGAGGUGGUGAAGGCCGGCUCCUACAUCACUCUGGCCCAGUCCGGACCCGGAAGCCAGGUUCUGGACUCAGCGAGGGUCCAGGAGGACGUCGGCAGCCCGGAGAUCAGCACCCUGAAGGUCCAGCUGAUGCGAGCCGAGGAGACGGCCCAGAAGGUGCAGAGAGAGUGCGACGGCCUGAAGGGUGAGCUGGCCGAGCUGCAGCUGCGCUACAAUGGCAGCCAGCAGGAGCGGGCGGUGCUGGACCUCGAGCUGCAGCGCUGCAGGGCCGAGCUGCAGACGCUGCUCGGCAGGAAGUCGCAGAAAUGCACUCGUCCAUCUGAGCCCCCUGUCCUGUCCAUUCCCAUCAUAGGAUUGAUUGUAAUAGUGGCCUUGAUUUGGUGCUGGUGGGAGGAGCUGGCAUCCUAGAGGGGACCAGAGUGACUCUGAACCCUGGAACCUGGUGGUGGCGGCGGUUGCCGUGGCGGCCAUUGUGGUUCUGGUGGUCCCCAGCUUCACCAGGGCCUGAGGACUAACAGGAAGUGACCUCACAGUGGACCAAAGGCCUGCGGGAUUGCCAUCAUCCAACCAUGUCACUGUCCCGAUGUCUGCCUGUAGCUCCGCCUCCACGCUUCGCCCGAACGCCACCGACGUCGUGAGUGUGGCAGGAAAAGCAUCUCGAUUACUCUUCCUGCCAAGCCGGGCGCCGAUUAACCGAUCGGUGCAGCAUCGCGACCUGCCAACUGAUGUGAAGGAUUCAUGUGAUCGCGGUCGGGGGAAGGACAGGAUUACAUGUUAACCCGGAGAAUCAUGUACUCUUAUCAUCAGUCCUGCUUAACCAGAUGUGUUUUUAAGAAUCUAAGCAUUAUAUUUCAGUACAAGUGACAGUUGUUUAAACAUUUAUAUCCAUAAGGAAUCAAAACUGUCAAAACAUUUGAUGUAAUCUGUCUCGUAUUGAAUUUAAAAUUUAGUUCAUCGUGGAGGAACGAUGGAAGCACGCGGCUAAAAUAUCUGAGCCUUGCGCCUCGUUUCCACUCGCCCUCAACCUGACCUCAUGACACAUGGAGCAUACCCAGUGGCGUUCACUGGAUGCUAGCGCAGGCAUUACUCGAGUUGAGGGGGGAUGAGGGGGGAUGGCAUCCCUCCUGAAAUAAAAACGGUCAAAAUCUUACCCCCUGUAAAACUGCCAUCCCCCCUUUCCAUCCCUUAUGUCAUUUCAUCAAUGAAUGUGGUUUUACUGCUAUUUCAACAUUUAGAGUAGAAAAAUUACUUAUUUGACAAUU